AUGGUGAGCUUUGAUGUAACCUCCUUAUUUACUAAUGUACCGGUAGCGGAAACUAUAGAGUUGAUAAAACGAAUGGCCGAACACGACGACUCUCUCACCGAGUACAUGAAGAUGAUAGAGUUUUGCCUCACUAGUGGAUAUUUUGUGUGGCGGGGUGAAUACUACUUGCAGAUAGAAGGAGUCGCAAUGGGUUCUCCGAUAGCUCCAGUGGUGGCUAACCUUUUUAUGGAAAAUUUUGAGCAGAGAGCGUUGGAGAGCUGCCCACAUAAGCCUAGGCUAUGGUGGCGAUAUGUCGACGACGUGUUUGCCGUAGUGACAGGCAGAGAUCUAGACCCGUUACUUGCCCACCUGAACGCGCAGCAUCCCAAGAUUACGUUCACUAUAGAGAAAGAGUGUAAUGGGGCUCUACCUUUUCUGGAUGUCCUAGUGCAGCGGGACGAACGUGGCCUUGUGACUCAUAAGGUGCAUAGAAAGGCUACACACACCGACAGGUACCUGCAAGCUGACUCGCACCAUCACCCUGCGCAUUUGUCUUCGGUGCCACGCGCUCUCAUCAACAGGGCUUUACGGCUCUGUGACCCGCAGUACGUGCAAGGCGAGCUGCAGCAUGUAAGGCAGGUGUUAGAGAAGAAUGGUUGCGGUGGUGAAAAAUUGUGUGUUUCACUCGGUGGCAAAACUGGCAGUUUGGCAGCAACCUUCGAGCCUUGA
Leguminivora glycinivorella is the source of this 708-nucleotide messenger RNA. RefSeq lists its product as uncharacterized. Bases 1 to 708 code for a protein of 235 amino acids. Lineage: Eukaryota; Metazoa; Arthropoda; Insecta; Lepidoptera; Tortricidae. The record is from RefSeq and is a predicted model, not a curated record. The transcript is spliced from 2 exons.